Galdieria sulphuraria is the source of this 1547-nucleotide messenger RNA. Its product is annotated as guanylate kinase. The transcript has 2 exons. Bases 15 to 1490 code for a protein of 491 amino acids. Gene Ontology annotation, molecular function: GMP kinase activity. The record is from RefSeq and is a predicted model, not a curated record. NCBI's taxonomy places the organism in Eukaryota, Rhodophyta, Bangiophyceae, Galdieriales, Galdieriaceae. Gene Ontology annotation, biological process: purine nucleotide metabolic process. Gene Ontology annotation, cellular component: cytosol.
UGUCUCUGAUAAGAAUGCUUCUUCUAAUCACAUGGCCUACACUACCCAGAGUCAUAUCAAAGGAAUUUAUCCAUUUGUUUUGUUUUAGGAAAGCUAUUAACAAAUGUAACUAUAGAAGAAACAUUGUUACUAUAUGGAAUUGUAGAGGUGAAAUGCCACAAGAAGGUCAGGUUUGCCGCUGUCCUGGAAAGUGGAAGAACCAACUGCUGUUUGGUGUUAUUGAGAAGGUUGAUGUUGGAAGACCUCUUGAAGAACAGUGCGUGGACGUCAGAUAUCUUAAACCACGACACGGUGGCCUAUAUGAAGUAGACCGAUGUAAAAAAAGAGCCUGGUUUAAAUUGAGUGAGAUAAAACUUGUGAGUGCGAAAAGACUCCCUCAAGAUAUGUAUUUUGUUGAGGAAAAGAGCAUUUUGGGAAAUGUUUCCCUUGAAGUGGCUUCAAUCACAGGUGAUCAACAUAUGACAGAAUAUAACAGGUUGAAACAAAAUUGGCUUCGUAAAUUAGUUGUAUUCGAUGUACUAGGCUUUUCUCUUAUUUCUUUGGUUUCUUUUCGCCUAGCCAUGGAUUUCCUGUUGGGUUCUAUGUUCGGUUUUGUGUACCUUCGAUUGUUGAUGGACAGUGUAGACAGUCUUGGCAAGGAUUCGUUUAGCUUUGUCCGUUCAACAAUGAAUUCUGCAAGGCUUCUUAUUCCACUUGCAGCAAUUUGUACUCAACUUAUCCUAACGAGGUCGUCAAGUAUGGCAUGUAUGAAGAAUAUGUCCAGCUUUUCAAUUUGGAAUCUGAUGGCCACUAUGGCUGGAUUGUCUUCGUAUCGUUUACCUGUUCUGUUUUCUGCAUCUGAAACGUUAUUUAGUUCGUUGCAGGGUGUUUCAAAGAAUAUUCAAACAAGUGACAAAAAAUAUUUGUCGACAGAAAGCGCUGAGAAACCUACCUCAUGCAUCGUGCUUUCUGGACCCUCGGGUGUAGGAAAAUCAACUUUUAUUAGAAAACUUCUUCAUGAUUAUCCUGAUGUUUUUGGGUUUUCUAUCUCUCAUACCACUCGUUUACCUCGAGAACAUGAGAAAGAUGGAAUUUCUUAUUAUUUCAUUAGCAAAGAAAGGUUUCUGGAGGAUGUUGCAAAUGGAAAAUUUAUCGAAUAUGCACAAGUUCACGGAAAUUUUUACGGCACUUCGUUUGAUUCUGUGAAGCAGGUUAUUGAUAGUAAGAAAAUAUGCUUAUUAGAUUUGGAUAUUCAGGGAGUAGAAGCCGUAAAGAAGUCGAUGCUAAGAGCUACUUUUAUUUGGAUAGCAGCUCCUUCUAUGGAAGACUUGGAAUCAAGGUUGAGAAAUCGAAAGUCUGAGAAUGAAGAGUCCAUCCAGAGAAGACUUUGUUCAGCAAAGGAAGAAAUUUUAUUUGCUUUGAGAAGCGGUAUAUUUGACUAUACAGUGAUGAAUGACGAUAUAGAUCGAGCUUAUGAAGAUUUAAAGUCGUUACUUCGACCAUAUAUAUAAGUAGUAUAAUGAAAUUUUGAUCGUUUGUGAAAAGCUGAUAAAUAGAAUGGAUUUAAU